GCAGAAGUACAAGCAGAUUGCCGGUGAGUUGCAAGAGCUCCUGGAAGGACGCCUCUCUCGAGGUUUUCCGCUUCCAGUGCUGACCCUGGAGAGUCCUGUGAAGGUCAAAAAGGCUCAAGGUAUUUAUGAUCGCUAUUCCGAGUGGGAGAGAGACUUCAAUUUGGUCCCCUCCAAUGGCUCCUAUGCCUAUGCCGUGCCCAGCCGCGUUGGAGCCUUCGAGGUCCACUUG
Molecule: messenger RNA, 229 nt
Organism: Durusdinium trenchii
Lineage: Eukaryota; Dinophyceae; Suessiales; Symbiodiniaceae
Source: the annotation of a GenBank genome assembly